AUGUUCUUCCCAUUUCGGCAGUGUUUGGAAUGUGUUCAAGGGCCAAGCUUUACCGCCACGCCAUCAUACGCACAGCUACGUGAUGAUGCACGAAGUAUAAAGUUGAGCACAAGUCAUAUGGGUAAGGUUUUGUUUUAAUAUUGGUAUUUUUAGACGUAUUUUACAAAAAAUGACAUAAAAUAAGACCUUAAACCCAAAAAAAUUAAUUUAGGUAACAAGAUACAUAUUUUAAGUAACAAAAAUUUAAAAACUGUUGGUAUAAUCAUAUCAUUUAGGCCCAGAUGUUGUUCUUUUAAAAAAUUGUACUAGAAUAUGUGGUACUGGUGGUGCUUUGGCGACAGCACCAAUUGUACAAAACAAAGCCUACUUUCAAGUCGAUAUUACACAAGCGGGUAGGGUAAAAUCAUAAUUUUGCAAUAUUUUUUUAUUUUAGGAACUUGGGGUAUUGGUCUAGGCCACAGAUCAAUAGAACUUGGCCUGCUACCUAUUGACGAAUUUGCUUGGACGUUAAGAAGUUCAGGAGAAUUGUGGGGGAAUGGCUCAUUGAUUGGCAAAACUGACACGCCUUUGAAUGAAGGGGAUACUAUUGUAAGUUAUUUUGCCUUGCCUUGCUUAGUUCAUGUCUUUAUGCCCUAACUUGCUCUAUUUCUUCCAUUUUUUAUUUUUACCAUGCCCUACUCUACUCAUUCUACAAAUACUAUGAAUUACGCUGCCUGACGUACAUUACUGUACCUUAUCUAUCUCUAUUAUACCUUGAUUUAUACUGUUUAACUCUAUCCUACUUUACCCUGUCCUACAUUGCUUUACCUACCCUCACUAUUAUGCCAAAACAUUUACCAUGCCUAAAAUGUUUGAAUGCUUAAAUGUUACAUUCCAGACGGUAACCUUUGACCACGCGGAACUAAAGUUUUAUCGGAACAAUGAGCCAAUCCCAAUUGCCAUAACUUCAGUCCGUGGCCAAGUGUUUCCUCUAGUCUAUGUGGCAGAGAAUGCCAUUUUGGAUGUGAAGUUUCGAAAUACAACUUGUCAAGUGCCAGCCGGUUUCGAAGAGAUUAUGCUUGAACAGACCUUGCUUUGA
This is a messenger RNA of Bursaphelenchus okinawaensis, 1078 nucleotides long. The record is from the annotation of a GenBank genome assembly. NCBI's taxonomy places the organism in Eukaryota, Metazoa, Nematoda, Chromadorea, Rhabditida, Aphelenchoididae.